AUGUCCCUGUUCAAGGUGCGCAAUUGGUGGAAAACUCAGUGUCCGACGGUGGAACCGUCAUACGAUUCCUUCUCGCUACACUGUGCUCGACUCUGCCUAGAAGAGGGCGAAAAGGACAGUAUCGUGGUUGGAUGCCACUCCGGGCAGCUGUGUAUCUAUCAACCUUCAGGCCAACGGAACGAGUUACCCGAUCUGGAUGCAGAAACCGAAGGGCACCCGGCCAACCAGCGGCUUCAGGGCGAUGCAUUCGAGAAUCAUUUUCAACCCUCGGACGUCCUGCUCGAGGUGAUGCUACCGCUGCCCGUAAUCGGUGUUUCAAGUGGCAAAUUCACGACUGCAAGCAGAAACGAUCCCCGGCAGCAGCUGGCCGUACUGCAUCCGAUGCGAUUGUGCAUCUUCCAGAUUGUGACCGUGGAAGGAAUCGCAGAGCACGGAGACUAUACGAAGCUUGUUCCGCUGUACGAUCAUGCGCUCGCCAAACCUGCCUUCUCCUUUUGCCAAGGUCCUUUUGGGGGCGUGAAAGGGCGCGAGUUCCUGUGCGUCCAGCAUCUGGAUAGCUCGCUGCGGUUCUUCGAGCAGGAUGGUAUCAGCUACGAAAGGAUGCUGGCCACGGAUCGCCAUCUGCCCUCACCGGUGCGGUACGUGGUGCGGACCGAUUGCUUCGUUACGGUGGCACCGAGCUGGGUGCUCGAGUGUUAUCGCUACCAGGAUAUUGCCGAGGCACAGGAAGCGUUGCGACGCCAUGAUCCAAUCUGGUCACUGUGCGUCGGUGAGUACGCACUCGAUCUUAGCGUCCAUCAGAUCUCCAGCACGGAAUCGGUCAUAGUGGUGCUGGGGGAGAACAAUCUGCUGUGCGUGUCCGACACCGGGAAGGUGCGGUUCAUCAAGAAGCUCGACUACUCACCGAUCUGCUUCCACGCGUUCGUCGUCGGCUGGUACUGGGAACCCGGUGCCCGGUUACUGUUGACCGUCGUAUCGGAAAGUGGAUCGCUGUUGAUCUACGAAAACGAUCAAAUCGUUUGGUCCGCUCAGCUUCCGGAAAUUCCGGUGGCACUCGGUCGUGCCAACGUUAGCGGACUGCCCGGAGCACUGGUGACGCUCGAUCAGACGGGCUCCCUUACGAUCGGUUAUCUCGGUUCCGAGCCGGAGCUAUUCAAGGUGCCUGCCCUUAACCUGGUCCCACUGGAACUGGACCGCUGCCAGCGGGAACUGUUGGCGCUAGAGCGUGAGAUACGGGCCGGGGUCGAUCCAAGCGAUGCCAGCAUCGCCAACGCAGCUACCGAACGCGAUGUCACACUGGAGCUUGCAAUCGACAGCUGUAUCCCUUGCACACAUCCCACCAACAUCUCCACCAGCGGUGCUCCACUGGAAAUGUGCCGGUUGAGUGUUACGGUUCGCGUUUCGCUCAAUCUCGAAAUGCUGCAACUGACCGUGGCCCUCGAUCCAUCGGUUCGCUGCACCAAGGAAUCAUUUCUCUUUCGCGACGUUCUCGCAAAUAGUACGGAGCUGUUCGAGGUUUGGUUGUACCCGUAUGAAGCGGCCACACCUGCCUCGCUGGCCGUAACCGUAUCCUGCUCCUAUACCAACAAGCAGAGCAUCACGCGAGUCCUGCAACGCACCGUAUCGCUGCCACUGCAGCUCUUCGUCAAGGCGUGCCCUGCUUCGAAGGAAGCCAACCAUAAGAUCACUCUGACGGCUUCGAGCAGUGCUUUGGCGGCCGUCGGUACCGGAUUGAAUCCUUUGUUUCCGGAGUUUUGCAAUCCAGAAGGGGGCAGCCAGACGGCCCUAGGACUGCAAUCGCUGGUCGAUGGGCGUCGUGUGACGAUCGUGGCGGCCAAAAACACGAACCGAUUCCGGAUACAAUCCGAUGAGCUGGCCCUUCUGCCGCUCGUGCUCGAGUGUCUGCUGAAGCGGCUCAAUCCGGAGCCAGGUAGAACACCGAAGGGUCGACCACCGAUCACCGUCAACAUCGUGCCACCGGUGAGCGAACUGGCCAACCAUUUCCGUAUUCAUCAUGAUCUUAGGAGAGAAUUGAAGCAUCUUGAGACUGAGCUGGAGAUUGCCACUGGCCAGAUGCGGCUGUUUGAGAGACGAUUCGUCGUUAAGCUGCAAGAUCGUUCGUUGCGCGCUCUGGACGGUGUGCUGCUGUUACUCAAGCGAAACCAUUCCCAUGUGGCCAAGCUCUGCCAGAUGCUGAAGACCAUGCGUCAAGCCGUAAAGCUUUCCCAGAUACACCUCGGUGCCGUGUUGCAUCUGUUCAGUCUGUGCUACUGCCACUCGGCACUCGGAACAUCCGGAGGCACAAAGUAUCUGGAGUGCCUCCGGGGGUUACUGUCCAGCACGGUGAUCGAUAGUACGGAGCAGAGCUACGAACAGAUGCUGUUACCGGUGGUGCGGUUUCUCGAGCAAACUGGACCCCUACGGAAUGUGCUGGACGGAACGGAAGGAUCAGAACCUACCUUCGACGAACCCUACCUGCUCGAUACCGGAACGGUGGAUGAAAACACUCGUGCCGCCCAGCAUCAUCAGCUGUUCGAGAAGUACUUACACCGUAUGCUGGACCGUGUUAACGGCCAGUUGGCGACCGCAUCGAAAGCAACCCUCGGUAGCAGCUCCGGCAGUGGUCGGAACAGUGUGGACUUUGAGGAUCAACCACUACCGGAAGCAGCCAACGAGGAUGAUGAUGAAGAGGAAGCGGAGCGGAGCGAACAGGAAGGAACGCAAAGCGAUCACGGUGCUGCUGACGGUGCCGGCAAUCCCCUGAUGGCUAGUGAAUGGGUCAAUUACGAGAAACUGUCGGAUCUGCCCUCAUAG
Messenger RNA from Anopheles aquasalis, 2814 nucleotides. RefSeq names its product Bardet-Biedl syndrome 9 (gene BBS9). The record is from RefSeq and is a predicted model, not a curated record. Lineage: Eukaryota; Metazoa; Arthropoda; Insecta; Diptera; Culicidae. Gene Ontology annotation, biological process: cilium assembly. Gene Ontology annotation, cellular component: membrane; BBSome.